Molecule: messenger RNA, 1661 nt
Organism: Malaclemys terrapin pileata
Lineage: Eukaryota; Metazoa; Chordata; Testudines; Emydidae
Gene: NTF4
Product: neurotrophin 4
Exons: 3
Coding region: 539-1162 (207 amino acids)
Biological process (GO): cell surface receptor protein tyrosine kinase signaling pathway; negative regulation of neuron apoptotic process; nerve growth factor signaling pathway
Molecular function (GO): growth factor activity; nerve growth factor receptor binding
Source: RefSeq, a predicted model, not a curated record
CAUGCUCCCUCCCCCCCCCAGGCCUGCCAUUCCCUGGCAGCCCGGAAACGCAAAUUCCAGCCCCGCGCGCUGCGACGGCUGAUUAACUUCUCAUGUUGAAACCCGAAGGCGCAUGGGGGAAGGAUCGACGGCGCGGGGACCUCGUUUGUCUGCACAGGGGCCUUGCAACGUCAGGUCUUUUGAGCGACUCCCCCCUCCCCAGCUGCUGUGACCCAAACCUCCCACCCUUGUCCCAACCGGACGCCUGCAGCAUGAGCGUCGCACCCCCCAGGGAGGGGGCGCCAGCCCUGCGCUUUCCCUGAGCCUCCCCACUGCGGAGCCAUGGAGCAGCGGGGCCGGGAGCCCCCCAGGGGUGCGGGGCUCUGGGCUGGGAUCGCGCCGAAGAGACCCUGCUCCUGGUAGGAGUCGCCCAGCGCCCGGUGGGGGCAGGAAGGGGCCUCGGCUGCAGGAGGGUCAUGAAUCGAGCCCAGGGCUGGCUCUGCGGGGAACUGGCCCCCCCACGCUGCAGGAGACGCUGACACUGCAGGUCCCCGUGGUGAUGCUCUUUCGGCUCCAGGCUAUGGUCACCUCGUUCCUUUGCGCCCUCCAUGCCGUGCCGCUCCGUCUCCCCUCCCCCGCCGCCCCGGACGCCGGGGUCCCCUGGGCCGCACCGCCCUCCUCCCCGGGCGACUGGGAGCUGUCGUCCCCCCGCGUGGCCCUGGCCAGCCGAGCCCCCGCCGGGCCCCCCUUGCUGCUGCUCCUGGAGGAGGAGCCGGGCGUGCAGGCGGGGCCGGCCAACGGGACGCGCCGGGCGCGGCGGGCCGGGGGGCCGGAGGCGGCCCGCCGGGGCGAGAUGUCCGUGUGUGACAGCGUCAGCCUGUGGGUGACGGACAAGCGCACGGCCGUGGACAUCCGGGGCAAGGCGGUGUCGGUGCUGUCCGAGGUGCAGACGCUCACCGGGCCGCUCAAGCAGUAUUUCUUCGAGACCAAGUGCAACCCGGCGGGCGGGACGGCGGGCGGGUGCCGGGGCGUGGACCGGCGCCACUGGCUCUCCGAGUGCAAGGCCAAGCAGUCGUACGUGCGGGCCCUGACCGCCGACGCCGACAAGCUGGUGGGCUGGCGCUGGAUCCGCAUCGACACGGCCUGCGUCUGCACCCUGCUGAGCCGCGCCGGGCGGACAUAGCCGGGGGGGGGCUGGAGGGAUGGAGCCCCCGGCCCCCGCCCCGCUGGGCUCUGCUUGGGAACCCGAGCGACUCAGACACUGGCACUCACAUGGACGCUGUGGGUCAGCCUGGGGGCUGGGGGCCAGGCUCAGAGGCUGAGCUGUGGGGCUGGGGGCCGUGGGUCAGCCCUGGGGGCCAGGCUCAGAGGCUGAGCUGUGGAGCUGGAGGCUGUGGGCGCCGUGGGUCAGCCCAGGAUCUGGGGGCCAGGCUUGGAGACUGAGCAGUGGGGCUGGGAGCCGUGGGUCAGCCCUGGCGGCUGGGGGCCAGGCUCGGAGACUGAGCUGUGGGGCUGGAGGCUGUGGGCACCAUGGGUCAGCCCAGGGGCUGAGGACUGUGGCCUCCAGGGGGUUUCUGCCUUUUGUGACUGUUCGCUGUUUCUUCCCAUAUUUAUUACCCCCCUCUCCCCGGUUCUGAUCCAACUCCGCCCCCCCCUGAAUUAAAUUAUUCCCUGACAUCCCC